Polistes canadensis is the source of this 3198-nucleotide messenger RNA. RefSeq lists its product as uncharacterized. The transcript has 4 exons. The record is from RefSeq and is a predicted model, not a curated record. Lineage: Eukaryota; Metazoa; Arthropoda; Insecta; Hymenoptera; Vespidae. Bases 178 to 900 code for a protein of 240 amino acids.
AUGAAACUUUAACAUUUAGAGGUUAGAGGUAUUCUGUUUGAUAUGUUGGCAAUCCUGGAAAUUUGAAUUCGUUUGAGCGUAUAAAAAUGGCCGCCGUGUACGCUUGGACAGUUAUUUUGUCUCGUUAUAGGUAAUGAUUAAUUAGUUUUUUCUUAAUUAUGCAGUGUAUCAUACAGGAUGGAAUUCGAAGAAUACGAUGAUAUGGCUCAUGUUUUAGAAAAUCAUGACUUUACUAUAUUGGACAAUUUGUCAUCAUUUUUUUGUGAAUUUCGAAAAAACGUCGUUUUGAAAAAUGCAAAUGUAACGGCUGAUGAAAAUGAAUAUGCACAAACAAAGAGAUCUAAUGUGGUUAAGAUAUCAGAGUUACAGAAUCAAAUGGAAACAUUAAAAUCAGAAAUGGAUGAUGUGAUGUUAAAGCAGAAGAUAGUAGAUAAAAAGAUUACGAAUAUUAUCAAACAAGAAGAAAUAUCAGAAAAAGAUGUAGCAGAAAUCAAGGCACAUAAAGACGAUUUAUCUCUAGAGUUAGUUGAUUUGAAACAAGAGAUACAGGAAAGAAAAGAGAAAAAAUGCAAUGAGUGGAAUGCCAUUAAAAGAGCUAUAAAUAUUUACAAAUCUAAUUUAAAUUUUGGUAUCGACAUAGAACUCAAGGAAAAUUAUGAUGAAGUGAAGAUAUCAUUUUUUAGAAACCAUGAAUGUGCCAAGGAUAAAUAUUAUGUGAAUUUAAUUAAUGAAGACAAAUUAUGGAAAGUCAAGGAAAUACACCCUACGAUUAAAGAAGAACACUUGAUCGAUCUAAAAGGCACUGUUGACUUUAAUAAAGAAUCAAGGGUAUCAAACAUCACCGCAUUUCUUUGUCUUUUAAGGAUUGUCUUUUUAAAGUAUUAUAUGGACGGAAAUUAGAAUUAUACAUUAUAUACAUUAUAUUGAAUUGAAACAUUAAAUGCAUUUAUUAUAAUACUAUUGCUAUACUAAUAAUAACACCUUCUCACACUUAUUCAAUACUACUAGAGAGGUCGCAUUUUUUCUACCUCUCUGGAGUAAACAGCACACAGUGUUUGUCUUUUGUUUCUCUGGACAGGUCAUCCAUCCAUGUUACUAACCAUGCCCACAUGAGUUGACUUUAAUGAUCGUGCCGGGAACUAGUAAUCCAACGUGGCUAAGCCGUUGACUGGUAUAAUUUCAUGUUAUGGAAGGUAUAUAUAUAUAUAUAUAUAUAUAUAUAAUAAUUAGAAUAGUAAAGUCUUUAUUAAUAAAAAUUAAUUAAUUGAAACACCUAAAAGGAUUUGUUGUAGCACUCCAACCAUACACUUAUUGGUAUGUUCUUAUUAAAAUUUGAAAUUUACCAUUGUUACAGUAGUGUUUCCUUAUUUGUCAAUAUUUAUUAUGUAGUACGAAUAUUGGUUACUCCUAGAUUUUCAUUUACUUAGGUAUAUAUAUUUAUGUUUGAAAUAAGAAACUGUAAAAUCACAGUAAAGAUAAAUUACUUAAAGACUAAGUUAUUAACAGGUAUCUGCUUUGUCUUUUCUAUAUUUAUAUAUGGCACCUACAUUUAAAUCAAGUUUUACAUCCGUUAUUAUGGGUGCUAAAGUUAACUAAUUUUAUUUAUAAAAAUGAACAAACAUUCGUGUGCUAAUGGCUAAUGAAAGAAAACAAUUUAUACUACUAAUAUUCUUUUCGUUGAAAUAAAAUCUACGAUAAACUAAAAUCACCAAUUUUUCCUACAUAUUUAGAUAUUGCGUAGCACCCAUAAAAUUCACUAAUUUAAAAUACUUAACAAUUAAAUUACAUCUUGAUUUUGAGUUCUAGCUAAUGUAGCUAGCAGUCGACGCUAACGGCUGUCUUCUACAUAGAAAAAUAUUUAUAGCUCAAAUUUGUUCUUUUUUUUAAUAAUCUCAUCAAUUUCUGUUCUAAAAAAUAUUUCAGAUAAAAAUAAAUUGGAAUGAAUUUCAAGAUAUAUUGGGAUGCUGGGGAACAAUUAUAUUAAAUGUUUCUUUUAAAUAAUAUGUUCUUAAAUAAUAAUAAAUUGUAGAAUGAUUUUUGUUCAGAUCAACAUUAGAAUUAUUCGUAAGUAUCGAUAAACGUAAAAGAAAAAUCUGUUAACAAUAUAAGAGACCAAGUUACUCGGAAAGGGCCAAUGUAUCAUGUAUGCAUAGAGAGACACGUUUAUAACAAUUCAUCCCUAUUGGCACUAGUUAACGAGAGGGUCAAUUGAUCGCCCACUUCCAAUCAGCCUAUAAUAUCGUGUGCAAAGCUUAAACUAACAGAUUUCAUUUACUCCAUUGACCCAUGGGGCCAAUCGUUAGCUCAGCUAUCGAAGAAAUUAAUUAUGGAUCGAAGUCUGACCGAUGGGAAUCGAUGAUUUGCUAUUACGUAGAAUGACAGCCGUAUUUGCACGGUAUUGACCAUAUGUGAUAAGAUUAAAACCUAGCAGGCGACACGAUUCGAACGAUAAAUAACGACAACUAACAAGAUAUUUCCAUACAGAGAGAGAGAGAGAGAAAUAUUCCAACGAGUAGCAUAAUUAGCAACGUUUCCAAGAGAAUCGUCGUAUUUAAUUCGUUAGAAGAAAUAAUUUUGAAACAACACUCUAGGUCAUCAAAUCGUAUUUACGUGGUACAUUAUUAUUAACACAAUACUAAUUAACGAUUUAAUAACACAUUAGAUUCGAGAAGAAAUUAUCGAUUUAGAUUUUUCCUCGAUAAUCUAUUAUAUCAUCUAAUUAUAUAAUAAUUCGAUCGUUGUUUGCUUAUUACAUAUCUGUUCUGUUCUCUUGAUAAAUUUACUAAAGGAUGAACGACUUAUUAAUAAAUAUAACAAAAUGUAUAUAUUUUUAAUGGCUAGUAUUUGUCCGGUCAGUAUUAAACCGAUUAGUAAAAGAUUUGUUUAUCAUUGUAUUUUAUUGAAAAUAUUAGUAAAUAUUAUUAUUUUGUCAGUAUUUGAAAUAAAUGAUCAGUAUUUUUAUAGACUUAAAUAUAUAUACAUAUCGAUAAUUUAUUUUACAAAAUAUUUAUCAUUAAUUAAGAUAAAUACUGACCGAAUAAAUAGAAGUAAAUUAUAAUAAAUCGUUGAAGCGUCUGUUAAAUCUAUCAAAUUUAGAAUAUACCCGUUAAUAUAUUUUUUAUGUUCGUUAGUAUUCAUCGUUGGUAACACAUAUUUUCUUCAGGUUUAUAGAAUUAACAACGAAACGAUAACGUAAAU